AUAUAAAAGACACACACAAAUUUGAUCAUUUAGUAUCUCACGAGUUACUGUGAAAAUAAGAGAAACGAUGGCUCGGUUAAGCUGCAUCGUAACAAUCAUCGGUAUUACACUGAUGUGCGUUAUCGCACAAGAAGACCUCUACACCGAUAAGUUCGACAACGUUGACGUUCCGGGUAUCAUUGCGAACGAUAAAUUGCGUAAUGAAUAUUAUGGUUGUUUUAUGGGAUCGUCGCCAUGCAUAACAGCCGAUGCGAAGUUCCUUAAAGAGGUUUUUAGCGAUGCUCUAAAUAAUAACUGUAAAAGAUGUACUGAGAAACAGAAGGAACAUAUGGAUUAUAUAGUGGAUUGGUAUACAAAAAAUAAACCUGAUGAAUGGCAAGCUAUCGUCGUAAAAUCUAUUGAGGAUUUAAAAAAGAAGAACGCUCGUAAAUAACGUUACUACAAACGGACAAGAAAAAUAUGAAAACAACAGGAAAUAUUAAUUAUCUAUGAAAUUAUUGAAUCUUUUAUAUUCAACAACAUCUCUUGGAGAAAUAGAAGAAAAUUUCGAGAUGUUAUAAUUAUUAGCUUAAUUAAUUCUUGUAUUGUAAUAAUGUGCUGUUGAAAUACAUUAUAUAGAAAUAUAAUAGAA
Molecule: messenger RNA, 631 nt
Organism: Solenopsis invicta (red fire ant)
Lineage: Eukaryota; Metazoa; Arthropoda; Insecta; Hymenoptera; Formicidae
Product: ejaculatory bulb-specific protein 3
Exons: 2
Coding region: 68-433 (121 amino acids)
Source: RefSeq, a predicted model, not a curated record